Capsicum annuum is the source of this 2915-nucleotide messenger RNA. RefSeq lists its product as uncharacterized. The record is from RefSeq and is a predicted model, not a curated record. NCBI's taxonomy places the organism in Eukaryota, Viridiplantae, Streptophyta, Magnoliopsida, Solanales, Solanaceae. Bases 214 to 627 code for a protein of 137 amino acids. The transcript has 4 exons.
CAAGUGAAAGCACCGUCAAUCCUCCUUAAUUUAAAGAAAGAAACUAGAUAGGGUUACUAAAGAAAGAAACUAUAUAAAAAAUAUUAAAAGGUACUAUAAAAGGGUGUGGUCCGUUAACCUUUGUCACUUCGGCGCUCAACAUACCAGUGGCUUGGAAGUUACACUUCCUCAGUAUCUCUGUGCAAUGAGCUGCUGCUGCAUCGCCGGUUCCUCAUGUCUGAUCACCCCAAAAUUCAUCACAAACGCCGCCGCUCGCAGCUUUUGGCCUAUGGACAACAUCUCCUCUAUGGGCUUACAUCGCAACAACACCUCUUCGCCGGUCGCUUCUUACUGCCGGCGGUGGUACAACCCGGAACGUCGCGGAUCGAUCAGUCCAGGACCGGAAAUCAUUCGCCAUUGGGUGGAAGCGGAUGCUCUUCCCUGUGGACAACAUCAAGACAAAUGCGUGAAGCCCAGACAAGGAGGCUCGUAGUUGGGACCAUUCAUGUGCUAUAUAAUCCAGGCCACGGAGAUGUUAAGCUCGGUCAAAAAUUGUGUAGUGAUCAUUUGGCUUUGGUCUCUGAGUUUGAGUUCCUGGAAGUUGUUGGAGAUAAGAAAGAAGCAACUGAAGACCGUACUAUCAUUUAAAGGUGACAUUAUUUCUACUAAUUAAUAAGUGAAAGUGAUAGUACGGCCAAGUGUACUCCAGGAAUAUUGCAUUUCUUAUGGACAUUUAUGGUAUUUCAACUUACAACUUUUGAUUUUCGAAACCUGUUUGUGCAACUGGCUUCCACCUUGUUUCCUAUCACCAUUUUUGUGUGAAAGAUUUAUAGCAAUGAUGAUAAUCGGUGGCUGGUGUUUCAAUUCUUCUCUCUUUUAUAUUGAGUUGUUAUUCUUCUUUAUACUAUAAUUUUUUUCUAAAUUUUCGUCUUAUAAUUCACAGGCUCCAUGUUGAAUAGUGCAAAUCCGUAACCCGUAGUGUAGGUGAUACGAUUACGAUAAUUCCCUCUGAGUAACUAGCUGGGUUUUCAUUCACUUUCCUUCUUUCAAAUCAGAUUCCCCCAAUUUGGCUUCAGUUUCUAUUUGGCAUAUGGUUUAUUUAUGAGUUCUGCAAAGUUUUACCCUUUCUUUUUUUAGUUGUUGCACUGCUUUUAUUUAGUUUUUCAUAUUUUGUCGGAUAGUUUCUAGAUGAAUUUUGUACAUGCACAGCACAUGAUCAUGUGCUUUGUUCGUUGUGUAUGUUUGAUUUUGAAAAUAGAUACAUAGAUAACACAUGCAUAUUUCGGAUAUACAAUAGUUUUUGAUUUCCUGUAGGUAAGACGGUAUUUUAAGGUAAAUGGGUUCUUCAAAGGUGCCUAUUGAUGGUGAAAUAAGUACUCCUCAAAAAUUGAAAUUACUGCCUUGGAAACAGCCCCUUGCAUAAAUAUAAGGUGAGACUGCGUACGAUAGAUCCUUUUGGUCGAACCCUUCCCUGACCCUGCGCAUAGUGGGAGCUUAGUGCUUGCGGCUGCUUUUUUUUUUCAAAAAUUGAAAAUAACGAAUCAUAAUUCUCUGUUUUCUAUGGUAUACAUGUAUUCAUGCUUGCAUAUGACUAGACGAGCAAGAAGGGGCAUGCCCUAAGAAGCAACAAUUUACAUGCAGCUGAUGUACCCUUUCUUUCCAAUAUAUUUAAUUUACAAUUACAUCUAUUGGUGCUCUUAAAGGAUAUCUGUGAAAAGAAAAAGUUUAAUAUUUCGUGGAAAUCUAUUCUUUAUUUAUCAAUUGUCUUUUAGGUUUUUAAAUUACUGCUUUUUCGAUUAAAUUUCAGGUUGAGGUUUCUAAUGCUAUUUCUGUUCUGAAAGCAUAUAUUAGUGAUGCUACCUUAUCCCCAGAAGGUAUCUUUAGCUGCUUCUCCUUGAUGUGUUUCCUUAAAUUUCAAAGAACUUUCUUUUACUGCUACUAAUCCUCUUGGAGAUACAUCUGUCCAUGAUUUCCAUCUUUCUGAAAUAAUUUUAUGAUGUUAGAAGAGAGGGCACAUGACAAACUUUGUUCAUACUAGUCUUGAUUUUAUAUACCUUUUAUGUUCUUCCAAAUUUCACUUGUGUUAAUUUAACUAUUUUUAUGAGGAGGAAUCAUAUUUGAUUAAAUGACCUGAUUGUUAUUGUCAUCAUCACCUUAUAAUACACCAUAACUUUGAUAAGUUUAUAGGCUCAACUAUCCAAGUAAAAGAAGUAGAUAUUAAAAGAAGAUGAAGGGAAAAAAACUACAUAUAAUUUGAAGCUUAAAGGGUACCCAUAGGAUAAAGAAUUACCAAAAAUUGUUAGUUAGAUAAGGGUAAAUUUUAAAAUCCACAAUUGGUUAAUAGUAGCAGUGCAGGAGCCGUAAUAUGUAAUAUGUAAUUUGAUGAGUUCCUGAAACAAGAUGUUAGCAAUCCCUUGCAGAUUCUGAUUUGUGGCCCAUCUUACCCUUAUUGUUAGUUGUAGCAUGACUUUUAUUCUUUAUAAAGUAACAGUCAAAACUAUGAGUGGGAGUUCUCACAUGUAAUUAUAUAUAUGAAGUUCUUGGUUUUAUCAGAAAAUUGAGAAAGCCUUGCACACGAUUGCUUCAAAGAAAAAAGGAAGGAAAGAGGAAAUCUCACUCUUAUUGUGUGUUUAGUUAAAGUCUUGUGAGUUCUCCUGUGGUUUGUUGUACCUUUUCAUUUGGUUCUUUUCUUCCUGCAAGUGGAAAAGCUGCACUGUUUUUUGAGCAUUCUGCUACAACUUGAGGUGCUCUGAGGCUAUCUCGAAGUUCGUUCAUUCUUGCACUUCUAUACAGUCUCUCUGGGUGGUUCUGUGCUUUUGUUGAGCAGUUUUUGUUCCCCUUGUUUUCUUUUUGUAACGAUAUAAAAAUGCGAUUUUCUAUGAUGUUUAAUUUGCUACUACUUGAGGAUUUCUUAGUAAAAACCUGUAUUCUAUUCA